This is a messenger RNA of Ipomoea nil (Japanese morning glory), 582 nucleotides long. Its product is annotated as formate dehydrogenase, mitochondrial-like. Gene Ontology annotation, cellular component: chloroplast; mitochondrion. Lineage: Eukaryota; Viridiplantae; Streptophyta; Magnoliopsida; Solanales; Convolvulaceae. Gene Ontology annotation, molecular function: NAD binding. The transcript is spliced from 4 exons. The coding region runs from base 1 to 582 and encodes 193 amino acids. The record is from RefSeq and is a predicted model, not a curated record.
AUGUAUGUGUAUUGUGUACGGAUUGAUCUAGGAUGCGUAUUCGUGGGCGACGGAGAAAGGUCAUGCUCCAUGGCUUUGUUUUCAACCUUUGUUGGGAAGUACAAGGAUUUCAAGUUUUUUGGGUUGGAUGGUUGUGCAGUUCGGUCGAGUUCUCAACAGGCUUGUGUCAUGGACAUGUCUCCCGAUGGGAUGAAGUAUUGGAAUCCUUCUUGUGAUGAGAGCAUUGGACGGCUUCUCCUGCAGAGGCUGAAACCGUUUAACUGUAAUCUGUUGUAUCAUGAUUGCCUCAAGAGGGAGCCGGAGUUGGAGAAGGAAAUAUGUGCAAAAUUUGAGGAAGAUCUUGAUGCCAUGCUGUCAAAAUGUGACGUAGUUGUCAUCAACAUGCCUCUCACUGAUAAAACCAGAGGGAUGUUCGACACAAAUAGAAUUGCAAAGAUGAAGAAGGGAGUUCUUAUAGUGAACAACGCCCGCGGAGCAAUCAUGGACACUCAAGCAGUUGUUGAUGCCUGUUCCAGUGGCCACAUUGCUGGUUAUAGUGGCGAUGUUUGGAACCCACAGCAAGCUCCCAAGGAUCACCCAUAG